Callorhinus ursinus (northern fur seal) is the source of this 1127-nucleotide messenger RNA. Lineage: Eukaryota; Metazoa; Chordata; Mammalia; Carnivora; Otariidae. The record is from RefSeq and is a predicted model, not a curated record.
UCCAGGCCCCCUGGGGAGAGGAGAGGCUUACCUCUCCAUGCCCCUUUUCCGGGAACUCCCUGGCACUGAGGCCGGAGCAACGGGACCGCCUCUGAGAAGGCUUGGUCCAUAGGUUGCUCUGAGCGCAGCUCCCGGACCAAAGAGCGUUGGUGAGGGCAGAGCAAGCCCACUACUCCAAGCAGAAGUUCUAGCCAGCCAUGGCAGAGGAAGUAUGGGUGGGCACCUGGAGGCCCCAUCGCCCCCGGGGGCCCAUCAUGGCCCUCUACAGCAGCCCAGGACCCAAGUACCUGAUUCCACCCACCACGGGCUUUGUGAAGCACACACCCACCAAGCUGCGUGCACCAGCCUACAGUUUCCGGGGGGCCCCCAUGCUCCUGGCAGAGAACUGCUCCCCAGGGCCCCGCUACAGUGUGAACCCCAAGAUACUGAGGACUGGCAAGGACCUCGGCCCCGCCUACUCCAUCCUGGGGCGCUAUCGCACCAAGACCAUCAUGACCCCUGGCCCUGGUGACUACUUUCCAGAGAAAUCUACCAAAUGCGUGUUUGACUCAGCACCCAGCCACUCCAUUUCUGCCCGGACCAAGACCUUUCGAGUGGACAGCACCCCAGGCCCUGCCGCCUACAUGUUACCUGUGGUAAUGGGGCCCCACACUGUCGGCAAGGCCUCCCAGCCCUCCUUCUCCAUCAAGGGUCGCAGCAAGCUGGGCAGCUUCAGUGACGACCUGCACAAGACCCCAGGUCCUGCAGCCUAUCGCCAGACGGAUGUGCAGGUGACAAAGUUCAAGGCUCCACAGUACACCAUGGCAGCCCGGGUGGAGCCCCCAGGGGACAAGACCCUCAAGCCAGGACCAGGAGCCCACAGUCCUGAGAAGGUGACAGUGACCAAGCCCUGCGCCCCCGUCGUCACCUUUGGCGUCAAACAUUCCGACUACAUGACACCCCUGGUGGUGGAUGUAGAAUAGCCCUGGCCCCCACCCUACCCCAGAGCCUCUGCACAUCAUGCUCCCACCACAGAUGCCCUGGGUCGUGGGCUCAGGACACCUCCUCCACCAGCUGGGCUUGUGGCCAGCCUGGCCCUGCAGGGCAGAGCAUACUUGUUUGGACAGUUGUGACCAGUUAUUUUUUCU